AUGCUCCACUUUUUGCCUCUCAUAGCCUUACUCCUGGCUUCUACAGUCCUCUCUAAAAAUGCUUCAAUGAAGUCAAGCGCUUCAUCAAAGCAGGGCAGUGAUGAUCAACCAGAUUAUUUGUUCUAUGGAGCCACUUCAACCGGAGGAGGACGUUCGAUGGAAAGAAUGGAUGCAACAAUCUCACAAGCUAUGGGAUGGGGUCAAAAGUUUACCAUUUUACAAUUUAGUAAAGAUCCACAGGCUUUUUCCGAUCCAAAUACGUUUUCAAUCCCAAGCCUUUCUCAAUACGAAGCUAGACAAGGUAUUCCCGCAGGAACAAAUUUCUUUUUGGGUUGUUAUGAUACAGACUUGUUUAACAAACAGCAUCAAUUGAACGUUGAUUGUUCCAAAAAACCAGGUUGUACAAGUUCUUAUAUGGUUACAAUCCUUUGGGGAACGCUUGGCAAUAUGGAUUUCAAAAAGGACAGAACACUCUUAGCAUCUUGUGGAAUUGUUAAAGUAGAUAGUGAUGGUGUUUGCAAUUUCCCAAACGAUCCAGCUUGCAAAGUUAGCUUGUUCCAGGACUUGUCUUCUCAACGAUUCUCAGGUCUUUCUUCUUCCGGUGAGGCCGUUCAAGCCGGCGUUGUAAGCUCCACUGGACAAGUUGCAAGCGCUCUUCAAGCUUUCGCUGCAAAGACUAAACAACGUAUCACUUUGCCAUCUGGCUCUCAGACUAGUUGA
Molecule: messenger RNA, 720 nt
Organism: Meira miltonrushii
Lineage: Eukaryota; Fungi; Basidiomycota; Exobasidiomycetes; Exobasidiales; Brachybasidiaceae
Exons: 1
Coding region: 1-720 (239 amino acids)
Source: RefSeq, a predicted model, not a curated record